This is a messenger RNA of Metarhizium album ARSEF 1941, 1425 nucleotides long. Its product is annotated as Phosphatidylinositol N-acetylglucosaminyltransferase. Gene Ontology annotation, cellular component: membrane; glycosylphosphatidylinositol-N-acetylglucosaminyltransferase (GPI-GnT) complex. Bases 1 to 1425 code for a protein of 474 amino acids. The transcript is spliced from 2 exons. Gene Ontology annotation, biological process: GPI anchor biosynthetic process. The record is from RefSeq and is a predicted model, not a curated record. Lineage: Eukaryota; Fungi; Ascomycota; Sordariomycetes; Hypocreales; Clavicipitaceae.
AUGCCCUCGCCCACGGAUGACGAGACGCCGUUCCCUUCCCUAGGCCACGCCGCGACCUUUGGCAACUUUGGGCGCUCGCACCUCUCCCCGCAAGAUGCGCACCUCUCGCCCCCGCGGCGGGCACGCGAUUUCGACGGCGACGGCGCGCCCGACAUGAGGCGGCUCGGCGGCGGCGGCGGCAGCGACAGGAGCAGGAGCCGUCGACGGAAGCGCGCCUGGAAGAAGCUCAUGUGGGUGAAGCAAUCCUGCAACGUUUCUCGAGAACCUCCAACGCAACCCGCGCCUCAAGCCGUACGACUUUUGGCCGCUCGUCGCCGACUCCACCGUCAUCCUGCAGCACGUCUGCUCCGUGACCAUAUUCAUCGUCUGUUUCGUGGGCAUAUACCACGAGCGCGUGUCGCCCGUGUCGGUGGUCAGCUGGAGCAGCCUGGGCACCUUUGUGGGCUGGAUCCUGUGGGAGCGCUGGGUGUCCGAGGAGGAGGACGAGGAGGACGAGGCCAACGCGGCGGCGGCGGCGUCGGCGGUGGCCCAGGGGAGCGCGGCCCCGGCGCCCGUCGUGCGCGCAGGCCGCCGCACCCUCUACGCGUCGAGGCCAUGUCGUCGCCGGUGCCGACGCCCUCGAGCGGCGCGCCUUCGCCGGCGGGCUCUACCGCGAGUCUACACGGCCGCCUGGCCCCGUCUACUACCGCCGCCGCCACUUCCACCACGACGACGGCAACGUCCCCGUCCCGCCUGACGCCUAAGACGAGCAGCGAGGCCCUCCGCGGCGGCAGCGUCCCGGCCGCGGGCGAACCCCUCGUGCCGCUCGACGAGAACCGCACGCACCAGCGCCUCGGCACCAUCAAGUCGGCGCUGCUCAUCUGGUCCACGCUCCUGGGCCUCAGCCCCAUCCUUAGGUCGCUCACCGAGUCGACCAGCAGCGACAGCAUCUGGGCCAUAUCCUUCUGGCUGCUCGCCAUCAACAUCUUCUUCUUCGACUACUCGGGCGGCGUGGGCGCCAAGUUCCCCGCGUCGCUGUCCACCAACGCCGCCCUCAUGGCGUCGACGGUGCUCGCCAGCCGCCUGCCGUCCACGGGACAGGUGUUUAGCCUGACGCUCUUCAGCAUCGAGGUGUUUGGGCUGUUUCCCGUGUUCAGACGCCACGUCCGCCAUCGCAGCUGGAGAUAUCACGUGGUGCAGACCGUGGUGCUCGUCCUCGGCGCCGGACUGGGCGUGGGCAUGGUCGUGGGAGCCGUUCAGGGCUCGCGGUGGCCUUGGAAGAGCGGCAUCGUGGGCAUGGUCUUCUCCGUCGUCAUCGCCGCCCUGGCCACCGGCGGAUGUAGCUGGUGGCUGAUUGGCCUGCAAAAGUACAAGAACGAGAUCAGGGGCCCCUGGGAUCCUGCUCGGCCGAUUAUUAUGAGUAGGACCAGGUGGGAUGAUGGGUGA